UGACGGAUGCAGAGAUAGAGAAGAGGGGGAGGACAAGGGAAGCACAGAUUGCUGCGAAUCCAGACUUCAGCGGCAGCCUAAUUUUCACCACAGUAGAGGACCUUUUGUCAUCUGCCUCAUCAUGUUGAGGAAGGGCUCAGAGCUGCUGAAGGGAGACAGAGAGGUCCUCCUGAAUCUGGACUACGAGGCUGAAGUGCAAACCACAGAUGGCUAUGGGAGCCUGCAGAAUGGGAGCUACAUCCCACCUAGAUGUCUUGCAGCCGCAGCUGUUGACGAUAUGGGUGGUGAUGAUCCCAUGUAUAGUCACUGUAAUACAAGAAGUAACCAGUCAGUUCCACAGCUGGGGAACUACUUCAGAGAUGGAAGAACCAAAAUCGACUUUGUCCUGGUGUGGGAGGUUCGCUCGCAGAGGAAACGACGAGGGAAGGGGAAGAGCCAGGGGACCGCUGAGGAGGGGGAAGCAGCGCCAAAAGAGGAGAACAGCAGGUCUGAGCGAAGGAAGGCACAGCUGGCACAGUGGAGGGAGAAGUUUGUUCAGAAUCUGGAGAGUGCUGGGUUGCUCAUGGAAAAGGAGGAAACGGCGAAUGAAAAGAAAACGAUACAUUUUCUGAAACUUAGCGCUCCUUGGGAUGUGUUGCUGUAUUACGCUGAGGAACUCUGUCUGAGAGCUCCAUUGCAGGCACAGCCAAACCUGGACUUAAACACAUCUGCUCAGGUUCUGAAGAGACUAUGCAUACCUAACGUAAUGAUGGAGUCAGUGCCAAACAGGCCGCUGGACUAUUACACAUGUGCCUUUCGCAAGUCAAAGAUGAACAGGUUUCUUGGCUGCAACGACCAUGAAUCCUACUUCACUAAUACACAGAGACACCGUGUUGUCUAUGAGAUUCUUGCCAGGACGGUGUACGGCAAAAGGAAGGGGGCUGAAGUUGGUGUGGACAGACUGGUAAAUGAAGGGGUGUACAAAGCAGCUUUCCCGUUGCACGAGGGCCCCUUUCAGCUUCCAAAGAAUGAGAUCCGUCCUGACGAGCUGAACCAGAGGCAGAUUCUUUACCACUACUGGGCCCGCUGGGGCAAAUGGUACAAGUACCAACCACUGGACCACAUCAGGGAGUACUUUGGAGAGAAGAUUGCACUCUACUUUGCCUGGCUGGGUUUCUACACAGCCUGGCUGCUGCCGGCGGCUGUGGUUGGAACCCUGGUCUUUGUGUCUGGAGUCAUGUCCAUGGGUACCAACGCACCCGCUAAGGACAUCUGUAACAGCGGAGGUAGUUAUCUGAUGUGUCCUCUCUGUAAUACAUGCAAGGCCUGGAACAUGUCUGAUAUCUGCACUAUGGCCAAGUUGGGCUACUUAUUUGACCACCCAGGUACAGUCCUCUUCAGUGUGUUCAUGUCCUUCUGGGCCGUAACCUUCCUGGAGUACUGGAAGCGAAAGAUGGCCACCCUGGCCCAUCACUGGGACUGCAUGGACUUCCAUGAAGAAGAGGAGCGUCCUCGUCCAGAGUUCGCAGCCAUGGCCCCGACUAUGGAACAAAACCCAGUGACUGGGGUGAAAGAGCCCUACUUUCCAGAAAAUACCAGGUUGUCCCGGAUGUUCACUGGCUCCAUGGUCAUCAUUAUGAUGCUGUGUGUGGUGAUGAUUUUCCUGGUGACGGUGGUCAUGUGCCGAGGGAUCAUCAGCUUGAUGAUGUUCCGCACCGGGAGCCCCGUCCUGCGUACGGAGGCAGGGACCAUAGCCAACAUCUCUGGCAGUAUUGUGAAUCUGGGCCUUAUCCUGUUGAUGGGGCAGGUCUACACUGCAUUAGCUGAGCAGCUCACUAAAUGGGAGAUGCACAGAACACAAACCCAGUAUGACAAUGCCUUCAUCUUCAAGGUGUUCAUCUUCCAGUUUGUCAACUUCUACUCGUCCCCCUUCUAUGUGGCUUUCUUUAAAGGAAGGUUUGUGGGUUACCCCAGCAACUAUGGGACCUUGUUUGGGAUGAGAAAUGAAGAUUGUGGUCCUGGUGGUUGCCUCAUUGAACUGGCUGAGCAACUCUUCAUUAUCAUGGUGGGAAAGCAACUCAUCAACAACAUUCAGGAGUUCAUUAUCCCUAAAGUGAAGGCCUGGAAGCAGAAGAGGACUUUGGCCAAGGUACUGGGGAAGAAUGCAUCCCAUGAGCCUCGGCGCUGGGAGGAAGACUACAAGCUGGUGGAGUGUGAGGGCCUGUUCGAAGAGUACCUGGAAAUGGUGCUCCAGUUUGGGUUCAUCACCAUCUUCGUGGCAGCGUUCCCCCUCGCUCCGCUCUUCGCCCUCCUCAACAACUGGGUGGAAAUCCGCCUGGACGCCCACAAGUUUGCGUGCGAGUACCGCCGGCCGGUGGCUGAGCGCGCCCAGAACAUCGGAGUCUGGUUCAACAUACUGGAAGCCCUGUCGCACCUGUCCGUCAUCGCCAACGCUUUCCUAAUAGCCUUUACAUCAGACUUUUUACCUCGUCUGCUCUACCAGUUCAAGUUUGGUAACGAUCUCAGUGGAUACGUCAACUUCACCUUAGCUUACGCCCCACUGAACUACACUGAGAACCCCAUGUGCAGAUAUAAAGCAUACAGAGACGACGAUGGAAACUACUCACUGUUCUUCUGGGAGCUUCUUGCCGUCAGACUUGGUUUUAUCAUUGCUUUCGAGCAUGUGGUGUUCUUCGUGCUGCGAGCCAUCGACUGGAUCGUGCCUGAUGUCCCCGGGUCCCUGGAGCUGAAGAUCAAGAGAGAGCGCUACCUGGCCAAGCAGGCUCUGGCCGAAAACCAGGAAGCUCUGUUGGUGAGUCGAGGCCGAGGGGCCGCCCCUGCCACUCCAGUCACAUCCAGCCCAGUGAAUGUUGCUGGAUGAGGGCAGGUGAGUACUACACAACACCUUAGUAAAUGGCAUUCUCGAGAAGGAUGUCAGCAUUUCAGUAACCACAGCAGAAUUGAUCAAAUGAAAAGGAACAUAAGUUCAUUACUCAAUCACUGGCAUUGAAUCAUGGACGGCGCAACACACACAGCACAACAGCACUGUAACACCUCUUAUCAUUUCUCGACAAAACUAUGUUAUCAAUUGAUAUAUGUGAUAAAUAAGUAACAUAACAGAAUAGCGAACAGAAUAUCUGUAAAAGAUAGGGCCCCAGUGGUGCUAGAAAAGAUAGUUGCUGUUAUCAAGGGGCACACAAAUUCUAGUGGCGCUCCCUGUCUCUUUAUUUUGGAGCUGUUUGUCAUAGAUGUCGGCUGGGUGAUACAGUGAUACGUAAAAUUAUUGAAAGUGAUGAUUUGCGCAGUUACUUGUCUUCUACUGUAUUUUAGCACAAACAACUGUUUUGUUACAAUUUUGCUUGGAAAUCAUUAAUUUGGACAGCAGGUGCUUUCUUUGCAGCAUGACCGAUUGCCAGAUACAGUCUGUAAGCACAGGUCAUGGUUUUAGCCUCUGUAAAGGUGUAAUACUAUACCAAACCUGGCAACCUCCACAACAACAUUUUGUGAGGCUGCACACAGUCACUGUGCCCACCUGUUCAUCACGAAAGUGUAAACGCAUAAGUCCCCAAUAUUAUUACGAUUCAACAUGUUACUUAGUUAGCUUUAGAGGUGCUGCUAGGAUAGCUGUUGUGAUCUCCUUCAAGGCUGACAGCUAUGCUAGGCUAACCACAUCCAGACUCUAGCUUCAUACUGAACUCACAGACAUGAGAUUGACAUCAAGCUUAUAGUUACAUUCUCAGGAAGAACGCAAAUUGUCAUAUUUUACUAAAAUGUUUUAUUGCAAAUUUCACAAUGUAAAAAUAAUAGUAGCAGCCAGCUGUAACUUAGUAGCAUGUUGCAACAUAGAUUGUCUGUGUCAGCUUUUUUUCCCCCUCUCCACUCUUGCAGUAGUCAGUCUGACAGAACUAAUUCUCUCCUCUGUCUCUGUGCUCCUUCCCCAUUCCUUUUGCGUCCAAACCCAACUGCAUGGCCUCCCCUGAAGCAAGCGACGCGUCCUUUGGAAACAUGAGUUAGGACUCCAGCCCGGAAAGGUGCGAGUGGUUUGAGGGGAUAUUGGAGGAAUAAAAGACACUCCUUCACAUCUGGGAUAACAUGAGUGAACUUUGUCCCUGAGUGAAAUACUGGCGCUGCACUGGGAUUGUUUUCAUUUCAUUCACUAAUGUGCAUACCUCGGGGCAGACUUUAAUAUAAGCACGUGUGUAACGGAGGCUAAACUCACCUUUUCAUCUGGAGACCACAGUUCUUCAACACAAGUCUAAGACUUAUAUUUAGGCCUAUAGAAAUGUAUCUUCAGAUGUUCCAAAAUCGGUCUUUGAUCUGAAAAGGAUCCACAUCUUUCUUAUCCCUACGGGGUACUGACCCGACAGCAACCCAGCCCUAGCGGACCUGAAGGAAACGGAAGAAAAACACCCAGAACAUGUGAUUUAUACGGUUUGCUGAUGCGCUGCCCCCAAUUUGCUUUAAACCUGCAUACAUUUUUUGUCUUGGCAGAAAUGUAAAAGUAAUGUCUUAAUAUAUGUAUAGAUGAAUAGUGACAUUUAUUUGGCUAGUUUGUGGAAAAACUCAAUAGCGUCCGUGUCCAAAAUGCAACACUCACAAAGUAACAGGCAUAAUAUGUACCUUAGUGAAGCCACAUCUAUGCCAGUAAUUUAAGUCGUUGUGUUUCUAGUGGCUAACUAAAUUUGCAGCAUGAACUGUUAAUGCUAAUAGACUUCAUGUUCAGUUCAUUCUAGUUACAAUUUCACACUGACCUAAUACCUGCAGCAGUGUGCAUCAGACCCAACCGGAGUAUUAGUAUUACAUUGAUGCUAUAUGGUUUUAAUGACAUUAAAGAGUAACUUGAAUUCCCCUGAAAAUGUUGUGUUUGCUGAUCUCCAGUGGUUUAAGUUUUCACCUUGAAGCAGUUAUGUUCAGGUGUAUUCCAGGACCCUUGGACAUCACGGUUGGGUGUGGUUGCAGGUCUAGCAGAGUACACCCAACCACACCCAUCAGUGAAGCUGGGCGUGGGCAGAGGUGAAAUACAACUGUUGAGCUGUUUAGUUACUCUUUAAAGGGGCUCUCCUAUCAUUUAGUAUUGCACUUCUAUAAAGUUGAGGAACAAUGGAGCAAAGGCUGAGAUAUCCUGACUGAUCCCUGGUGUGGGUCGAACUUCAAAAACACUGGCUCCUAUUUUUCCCAUCAUGCAUGUCUCUCCUAAGAUUGUGCAAUUGUGCUACUAUAAUGCAUAAAGUUGACAGUGAGGGUGGGUUAGCGUGGUUGAGUAAUGCAUUUAGCGAGUUGGGCGUUAAUAACGGGUUGUGUGGGUGCGGGUAAUAAAUAAACCUACCAAGGUGCAAUUUCAAAAACAUCCAAUCACUGACCUUCAAAUUCUUUCACUGAUAACAAUCUCAAGCUUCAAUGAAUUCCCUCUGGGUCACGUUUGGCUAAAUCUGCCAACUAUGGCCUAUAUUUAGAGUCAACCACUGUGUUAAAAUGAUUUGAACUGAUGGCCAUGAACCUUUAGUAUCCUUGCAUUGUGUAGGACACUGUUGUGUUUCUAUGUCGAGGAGCACUGAGGAUAUUAUUAAAACUAAUAUUAGCACUCCCCCCAACUUCUCCCUGCCUGGUAAAUAUAUGCCUUUCAAACUGCACUUCCCCCAAACACUUGUAGUCUUUAAACCCAAGCAGAGAUAACUCAUCAUGACAUCAUUAGGGUUAUUUUCUCAGACUUGACAAAGUGCUGCAACAGUCAACAUUAAAGAACCUGUGUUCCAGGCUGUCCAGUACUCCCCAUAGUGAGUAAGCUGAUCAUCAUGUGUAAAAUCAGUGGAGUGCCCCUUUGAGUUUACAUUGUGGUUGUUUUUUUUCUGAUGGCCUCUGACUGGAGGUCAAAGUGCACCUACCUUUAACCACUAGCUGGCUUUUUUUCAGUUUUUUGUCAUUUUUAAUGAUUGUGAGCUGUUAUUAUUACAUAGAUUGUCUGUUGUCUUCAAUGUGACAAAGAGCAUAUAUAGACAUCUACACACUAGUAUGCAAAGUAUAUACACAUAUACUGUACAUGUGAACUGUGCUUGGAUGCUAGGCAUGUCCAUCUUUUCUACUUGAACUAUGGAGGAUCUCUCAGAGUUGCUGCUGUAAGAUACUGUAAACAGCAGUGAAAUAUAGGACAUAUUUUGAUGUGUGAGCUGUUUUGCAUUUAAAACCUUUUAGACCAAAAUAAAUGUAGUUUGAUGAAUGCAUAUGCCUCCUCAGCGUGGGAUUCUGAAAUGCUGAUCAUGUACUUUUCUCACUGUGCUGCAGGGAUAAACUGUAUGCUUACACGCCUUUCCAUCUACCUUCACAUUAUGCUUCUUCUUCCUCUCUGCAAACAGAAGAGACCUGCAGACGGAUAACAAGGAUGCUGAUUUAUUAGGAGUCAGACAGACAGGUGUUCGUUGAUGAUUUCUCUCUUCCUCUCCCUCCUCCCCUCACAAGCUAAACCAAUGGCUGUGGCUUUAGGCAACUCCUGACUUUUAUUUUAUCUUCUUCCCUUUUCUCCCCCUCUACCUCUGUCACCCUUUCUUCACCCUUUCCUGCACUCUCGCCUCCCUUUGUCUCUUUUAUUUAACUUCUAUCAUCCUUAUUUUUUUAUGUACGCACUCUCUUUCCCCUCCCUUUCCGCCUCUCUUAGCCACUUUAAUCUUCUGAUUGUUAUGAUUGCUGUGCGUUCCUCUGCAAUAGCCUGCAGGAAGAGUGAGUUAGUACUUGUCAGUGAGCACAGGUAUGCACCGUGGACACCUGCUGGCUUAUUCAAUGACUGCUGGAGCGAGGAAGGAGAAGCUCACAAGCACAGGCUGCAAAAUAAAGCUCCAAAUCAGCCACAAGGUAAUUGAUGCAGCAAACGAAACGCUGCAACACGGCAUGUCAAACGGCCAAAUAAAAAUUUAUUUUAUAAAUA
Molecule: messenger RNA, 6895 nt
Organism: Anarrhichthys ocellatus (wolf-eel)
Lineage: Eukaryota; Metazoa; Chordata; Actinopteri; Perciformes; Anarhichadidae
Gene: ano11
Product: anoctamin 11
Exons: 24
Coding region: 122-2860 (912 amino acids)
Biological process (GO): chloride transmembrane transport
Cellular component (GO): plasma membrane
Molecular function (GO): chloride channel activity; protein dimerization activity
Source: RefSeq, a predicted model, not a curated record